Molecule: messenger RNA, 650 nt
Organism: Tauraco erythrolophus (red-crested turaco)
Lineage: Eukaryota; Metazoa; Chordata; Aves; Musophagiformes; Musophagidae
Source: RefSeq, a predicted model, not a curated record
AUGGCUACAGGAGAGCAGCGGAGGCAAGAGGAGCGGCGGCGGCGGAGGGCUCAGCAGCAAGAGCUGCUUCUGGCAGAGAACCUGGGCAAGCACCCCCUACAGAACAGGCGCCUUGUCACCAAGUUCAGCACUGUGGAGGAUUUCUGGGCGCUGUACAGUCACAUCCAGCUGGCCAGCAAGCUCACAUCUGGCUGCGACUAUUCCCUCUUCAAGGAUGGCAUUGAGCCCAUGUGGGAAGACAACCAGAACAAGCGCGGUGGGCGCUGGCUCAUCACUCUGGCCAAGCAGCAGCGGCACACGGAGCUGGACCGCUUCUGGCUGGAGACGUUGCUGUGCCUCAUCGGGGAGAUGUUUGAUGAGUACAGCGAUGAGGUGUGCGGGGCCGUCAUCAACAUCCGUGCCAAGGGGGAUAAGAUUGCCAUCUGGACCCGGGAAGCAGAGAACCGGGAAGGGGUCACCCACAUCGGGCGUGUCUACAAGGAGCACCUGGGCCUGUCACAGAAGGUGGCCAUUGGGUACCAGGCCCAUGCGGACACGGCCACCAAGAGUGGCUCCCUCACCAAGACCAAGUUUGUGGUGUGACUGUGGGAGGGAACAGGGCACUGCCCACGGGGUCCCCCUGUCCUGUCCCACAAUGAAUAGCUGCAACU